Hippoglossus stenolepis (Pacific halibut) is the source of this 2567-nucleotide messenger RNA. RefSeq names its product kelch repeat-containing protein (gene krcp). Bases 265 to 1956 code for a protein of 563 amino acids. The record is from RefSeq and is a predicted model, not a curated record. The transcript has 13 exons. Gene Ontology annotation, molecular function: protein binding. NCBI's taxonomy places the organism in Eukaryota, Metazoa, Chordata, Actinopteri, Pleuronectiformes, Pleuronectidae.
GUUUGUUCGCCGUUCGCCGCGUGUUCGACAGCGCAGACUCCACCUGCAGGGACAUUCUGGGCAACAAAACGAGCGUACACUGUGCGUCGCCCGGGACUCGCGCGGAGUUUAGAAAGUGUACACACGGCGGUGGCGGGAGACGUGUGCACGGAGCAGGACAGAGAGGAGAUCGCGGGUUUGAUCGUUAAAAACAGCGCCAGAAUAAAGCGGAGGAGUAAAAGACGUUUUGACAGGAGGAGCAGCUGCUGGAGGGAAACGCAAAAGAUGGACGAAUUCGGAGUUUACGCGGUUUUCGGAGUGAACGGUCCGCCUCAAAGGCUGCUAAGUGCCAGUGGGUCGUGCAGGGUGUGCGCUGCAGUUCCACCAAGUGUCCAUCAGGUGGUGCUGUUUAGCUGCGGGCCCUGGGGGGAGAGGGUGGGCGUGAACGUGGAGCUGAACGACGCGGAUCGUUUCCCCAUCACCAUGGGUAAACUGACCCCUUACAACAGGUGUCUGUCAUGGGAGCAGAGGGAAGAGGAGACAUGGACAGACAGCGUCACCCUGAACAUCUCUCUGGAGGGAGGAAACUUGACAAAAGCAGACUGGUCAGAACCAGAACUCAUCCUGGCUGUGAAGGAAUACACACCAAAGGAAACCACAGCUCCCCUCGCAGCCCGAGAGCUCAACGGCAAAAGGAAAAGAGGAUGCAUGGCAGAGGAAGACAGCAAUAAGAGUAAGGUGGUGGAGAGGGAACAGGAGGAGGAGAAUGUGUGUCCAAACGGUGCCAUGGAGAAGAGAACACCGGUACGAAAAGCCCGGGGGCAAAGCAAAGGGGGGCAGAAGCUGUUCAGCAGUAGAGGAGAAGUAGCAAAGACGAAGGCGGCAGCUAAUGGAGCGGGAGAGGCGCAGGGGAUUGUGGGUAGGACGCCUCCUCAGAGCGCAGCCAGGACGAAGAGUAGGCAGGCCAAGACUCCCACACAGACUGCCGUGCUAGUGAGCCCGUCAGGCAGAUGGGGCCAGACUCUGUGUCCCAUCGACACUCAGACAGCAAUCCUGAUUGGAGGACAGGGAGCCAGGAUGCAGUUCUGCAAAGAUCCCAUGUGGAAGCUCUGCACAGAGGACUUGUCCUGGGUGGCAGCAGAGACUCUGGCCGAGGGUCCGACCCCUGAGGCCCGGAGUGGCCACACAGCCGUCUACGACCCUGACUCAAAGCGGAUCUUUGUGUUUGGAGGCUCUAAAAACAAGAAAUGGUUCAACGAUGUUCACAUCCUGGACACCCAGAGCUGGAAGUGGACAAUGGUGGAGGCUCAGGGUAAGGUUCCCCCUCUGGCCUACCACAGCUGCAGUAUGUUUCGGGGUGAACUCUUUGUGCUGGGCGGGGUGUUUCCUUGUCCAAACCCGGAGCCCGACGGCUGCAGUGACUCACUGUACAUCUUUGAUCCCAACCUCUCCAUCUGGUACCAGCCCAUUGUGACAGGCGACAAACCCUCCCCUCGCUCAGGACACUCUGCGUGUGUGAUGCAGGAGAGGAAGAUCUAUGUGUUUGGUGGAUGGGACACUCCUGUGUGCUACAAUGACAUGUAUAUGUUGGACCUUGGUCUGAUGGAGUUUUCUGCGGUGAAAACAACUGGGAAAGCCCCCUCUCCUCGCAGCUGGCAUGGCAGUGCUGUGCUUUCAGACACAAAGUUUCUGAUCCACGGUGGAUACAACGGAAACAACGCUCUCAGUGACACCUUCAUCUUCGAUAUAGACACCAACAGUUGGACAGAGGUGACGCUCCCUCAGAUGUCUGUCCCCAGGGCGGGGCACUCCCUCAUCACCAUGGAUACAGCCAGCCGCUUCUCAGACGAGGACAAAGACAUGGAUGUGGGCAUCGUCGGCAGAACUCUGCUGGUGUUUGGAGGCGGAGACAACGAGGGCAACUUCUUCUCCGACCUGUCGACCGUUGCCGUGGAGGAACUGCUUGGUGUUGUUUAAAGAGAGUGAGUCAGAGGUGAAUCCUGGCUCCCUGACUGGAUGUGAAGCUAUUUCAACAACCCCCCCCUCCCACUACCCUUUAUAAUUUAUACUCCCAUUGUUUGUCUUUUUCUUCUUUUGUUGAAUGAUCCCUUUCUUCUGUCAGUUUUUAAAUGGGAUUUAGUGUUGGGCAUUUCUUUUAAUACAGAUCUCAAAAGAUAGUGUUUCAAUAUAAAUACUUACAAAAAUUACUCAUUUAAUGCGAAACAUGAUUAAGACAUUUUCUACUUUUUAAAAACAAACUUUAGAGAAAGUGAUAUUUUUAUGAUAGGAACAUUGAUCUUUGUUUAACCUUAACCCGUUUCAGAUCAAGGAAUUUUCCCCCAUUUGUUUGUACAUAGUUUAAAGCUUCUUGAGUUCUUCCUCAGGUAAAAUAAAUGUAUAUUUUAUUUUCAUAUAUUUCUGUUUUUCAUGAGACUUUCACUUGUCCCCAUCAUUUGGAAUAUGUUGCCUCUGCAAUGCUGCAAGUGCAUAAACUGUAUUUUAUUAUGUUCAUCAUCUUCGAGCUGUUGCGUGUGAUUUAGUAAUUAUCACCACUCGUCUUAACUUAAUAAAACGUUGAAUUUCUACAA